GUAGCUCCGGCUUCCCUCAGUCGAGCCAGCGCCGUGGGUCGGAGUCGUACUCGUGAAUCCGCGGAGAGUACCUCGAGAAAGAGCGAUAGAGAGCGAGAGCGGCCAAGCGGCAGCGGGACAAGAGAGAAGAGGAGGCGCUCGAUACGCACGCACAGUUGCAUACGACGGGGCGAGGAGACGCGACAGCGCGGCGAGGAACGGCGAGAUAAACGAGAACGAGAGAUCGAAACGCAAGUUGGCGAUUGGCGGAGCCAGAGAGGUAGAGAGAGAGAGAGAGAGAGAGAGAGAAAGAAAGAGAGAGAGAGCGAAGCUCUUUUCCGCCAUCUCGCUCUCUUCUCCGCCACGGAUUGAUCCCACGAGCGUCGUCAGGGUCCGUGUGCAUCGCCGGAGCAUCGACGCCACCACGAUCGCAACGGCGAUCGUCGCGCCCGUCUCCGACAAGUCUCUCGCCGCCGUUCUCCCCGUCGGCCGUUGUCGUUACUUCCCGGCGGAUGGACGCCAGGAAAAAUGCGGUGAUGACAGUGACCGGAUACCGAGGAGGGGAAGGACUUCGGAACAAUUCUCCGGCAGCAAGCGGACUUGCGGUGAGCGACUGUGCGCCUCAGACGUCGCGGGUCAGCUCGAACCUGCACAGCAGCAGUAGUAUGGCGGUGAGCCGCGUCCCGAGCCCGCCACCGCCGGAAGUGAACACCCCCGUGGCCGAGAACUGGUGUUACACGCAGGUGAAGGUGGUUAAGUUCAGCUACAUGUGGACGAUAAACAACUUCAGCUUUUGCCGCGAGGAGAUGGGGGAGGUGCUCAAGUCGUCCACGUUCUCAGCAGGGGCCAACGACAAGUUAAAAUGGUGCCUGAGAGUGAAUCCUAAGGGCCUGGAUGAAGAGAGCAAAGACUACCUGUCGCUGUAUCUCCUUCUCGUUUCGUGCAACAAAUCUGAAGUCAGAGCAAAGUUCAAAUUUUCUAUUCUUAAUGCCAAAAGAGAAGAAACCAAAGCAAUGGAGAGCCAGCGUGCUUACAGGUUCGUCCAGGGUAAAGAUUGGGGCUUCAAGAAGUUCAUCAGGAGAGACUUUCUUCUGGACGAGGCCAACGGACUGCUGCCGGACGACAAACUCACGAUAUUCUGUGAGGUAUAUACCUUUGUCAGCGUAGUGGCGGACAGUGUGAACAUCUCCGGGCAGAGUAACACGAUACAAUUUAAAGUACCGGAGUGCCGGCUGCCCGACGAUCUCGGGCUGCUGUUCGAGAACCAAAAAUUUAGCGACGUAACGCUCACUGUCUGCGGAAGGGAGUUCCAGGCGCACAAAGCAAUUCUCGCAGCACGAAGUCCCGUCUUCUCGGCAAUGUUUGAACACGAGAUGGAAGAGAGAAAGAAAAAUCACGUGGACAUCACCGAUGUGGACCAUGAAGUUCUAAGAGAAAUGCUACGAUUUAUUUACACCGGUAAAGCAGCGAAUCUGGAGAAGAUGGCGGACGAUCUGUUAGCCGCGGCGGACAAGUACGCGUUGGAAAGGCUGAAGGUAAUGUGCGAAGAAGCACUUUGCACGAGUUUAGCCAUUGAGAACGCGGCCGAAAUCCUCAUACUUGCCGAUCUCCAUAGCGCCGACCAACUGAAGGCACAGGCGAUAGAUUUCAUCAAUACACACGCGACAGACGUGAUGGACACUGUGGGUUUCAAGUCUAUGGUGAACUCCCACCCACACUUGAUAGCGGAAGCUUUUCGAGCUUUGGCGACCCAGCAGAUCCCACCGAUCGGUCCGCCUAGGAAACGAGUGAAACAGAGCUGAAAGCAGUCACCGCUGACCCCGGGCACAACCUCCACAUCGCCCCCACCACUUUUGCAUCCCUCUUGAACCUUUGUGUACAGUGAUAUAAUGAAAAGUAUAGUAGUGCUAAAUAAAUGUUUCCUAGUGCGCCACUCUCUGGUCUAAAAGAAAAAUUGAUGUCGAAAACCGACGGGAGAAUGAUCCGAUUGUCGACGAGCUUCGGUUGAGAGUAUUCAGAGAUCGAUGGGAAGAGAAAGAAUAUCAUCUUGUCCAUUCGGUCGAUUGAGGGCGAGUUUUAAUAAGCCGCUCCAACACACGCUCGGACUCUUGUGUUCAAGUAUGUGUCGGUAGUGUGUGUGUGUAUAUGAGAAAGAGAGAGAGAAAACUCGACGUGACCAUCAUCAGCGCCCUGCUCGUUUCAUCUCCGCGCGUCGAAGAGAGGAACGAGAUGUCCGAAAGCCUACGUAUCCGCAUUCAUACCCGUACAUCUUAUCGGCAUACGAACCAUAUUUCUCUGCCGGCCUGAGCGCGAGUCGAUUCAGAGCAACAACAACAGCCGCAGCAGCAGCAGCAGUAUCAUAGUCGCAUUGCGCUCGUUUCCUUCAUUAUCAAUGCCGAUGCCAAUCUAUGUUGGUGACACAUUGGAACUUGUCACCAGGAUUAUCAUCGCCAUCAUGGACUUGCUUUUCGUUAUCAUCGAAUGAACUGGAAGCAGACGGUCGCGCGAGACAUUAAAAACGGAGUAAUAUAGCCAGAGAGGACCAAGGAAAGGCGAGGAGCUUCUCUCCACGUGACUCGCCGUCGCAAUCGCCACAACAGCAGUAACAACAACAAUAAUAAUGCGCGAUGCACGAAGGAAGUUGUGAUAGACGUCGGCCAGACGAUUUAAACAUUUUGUUCCUUUGUCGAAAGAAAGAAAACACGAGGAGAAAAAGAUGGAUCAAACGGAUGUCCCGUAGCACCGUACGCUCGACACGUCGAGCACGGAGAGAAUUUAAUACUUUGUUUGUUUCUACCGAUAGUAGUGAUCUUUUUUAGUUCUAGCGCGUCUCAAACUCUUCCAAGACGGAGAAAUUAUUCUAGUUAGUGUUCUUUUUUUAUGAUCUCUUUCUCUGAACCACGUAUGUACGAUUAUUAUUAUAUAAUUAUUACUAUUAAUGCUACGCAAUCUGUGCCCUAUGUAUUUUUGUAUAUUUUUGUCUACAGGUAAAGAAACUCAUCUCUCCCCCUUUCCCUUUUGCCGCGAUAAAUUUCCCCGUUUCCCAGUCCCCCUUGUCAGUAGGCACAGUUUGUCUUGUUUUCUGGAGUAUUGCAUAUUGUAAGCGAAGUGAUAGGAUCGAAUUAUUAUUAUUAAUUAUUAUUAUUAAUGAUUACGUUAUUAAAUUUAAGGUUGUCCAUAAUUUAUCGGAUCUACGUUGAAUAUAUCACGGGGAUGUCUAUUCGUACAUCCUCGCGCGUAUGCUCGUUACAUUAUUUUAGAGGCGUUAUGAUCCGCAACUCAAGGUUGACAUGUUAUUUACGAAUCGAGCGAAAAUGGGCGAGAAAAGAGUGAAGAAAAAGACAUAUUAAAAAAAACAUGUAAAAUAGGAACGUUAGUCAAUUAUAGCGCGGGGCGUCAAUCGCUCCUUUCUUAUUUUGUCGUGUCGUUAAUUUGAUCGGCCUGUAAAAUUGCGUGUGGUCAAUGAAUCGAAUUAUGGGCAACCGCAGAGGCGAAAAAUAAUAAUCAAUCGUUUAGUACCGUGUACUGGCUUCCUGAUCCUCCGAUCUUUAGCUUUAUCGAAAGCCGAGUUUUAAAUAUGUGGAAUACUUAUUACCAUUUACACAUCAUUAAUGAUGACAAUUAAUGCCAUACAUGUUCUGUGAUAAGACCACUUGUAAUUACUGCAAUUGUAUAAUCGAUCCUCUCUAGAGACAGACCCCGACCCGCUCCCCCACCCCUUGACGAUCCUGGCAGCCAGUGAAUUUACUUGUUAUAUAAAAUACAUACGAUAAGCGACAGUCGUUAUCCGGACAGUCCCAAACCUAGCGUCACUAUCGAUUUUAAGAUUUUUACACUGUACAUAUCUGCUGUGUAUUUUAUAAGAACAGAACAAACUCACGUACGAGGAUCCCAUACUUUUACGAAAACCGUACAAUAAUCAGCAAUGUGUGAUUUAUUUCGAUUUUACAGACUGCGCUGAACUCAUGUUCCUUGAAAACACACUACCGACGCUUUAACUUUAAAUGUAAUGUAAAUGCCGAAAAAUUGAUACAGAUUAGGAGGUGUGCAUUCGUUGCGUAGCGCCGUCGAUGCGAUAUCGUGUCAUAGAUCAAAAGAUUGUGAAUCGAUGGAAAUCUAGUUAGGACAAUUUUCCACUGUUUUUCUACGUACGAAUCUUUUUAUUUGGGUCUUCGGGGUGAUACACGGGACUUAAAUAAGAAGAGAAAUAAAAAGCAAAAAGACAGAUUUAGACACAAAAGCGGUAUAGUAGCAGUUUAAGGAACAGACUUUGGCCGUGCUGAUUCAUAUUUUUAAAAUCUGCGACCAUUCUCCAAUUCUCAUAUCUAUCUUUGGGACUGUGCGGCGAUUUCUUUCGUGGAACACACGUAACGUUGAAUGUCUUUUCCUAGAGAAAACGAAACUGGAAAAAAAUAAAAGAGCAGAAUAAAGCUAAUUCCGAGAUAGCAAUUCGUAUAAAAUACAGAUCGAAAAGAAGAAAAAAAUUGUACACACACACAGAUGUAGGCGCAAUUCCAUACGAACCCGCAGCAGGAAUAAUACGAGCGUAUGACUGGAUAUAAUUUGAUAAACUAUUAAGUACAAGUAAGACAAGUGUUACCUCAUCAUGAUGAAAGCCGGCGCGUGCCUGUGACCGAUCGGGAUCACCACCGUCACGAGUUACUACCGCAUGCUCGCUCUCUGACAUAUACACAUAUACAUACACGCAACAUACACACACUUACACCUGUUGUAUAUUGCAUUUAGAAAUUUGAAGCGCUCUUUUGUAAAGAAAAAAAUUGAUGGUUGCGGUAGUGUCACGGCUGAUCCGCGAGAAGUGUUACGCGCGCCGCUCAUUGAACCCAGCUCAUACACGCAGACAUUCAUUUUCCAUUUUACUUUAAGUCAUUGCACCACAUCAAAUAAAUGACAUUUUCAUUAUAUAAUAAA
This is a messenger RNA of Vollenhovia emeryi, 4908 nucleotides long. RefSeq names its product protein roadkill (gene rdx). Gene Ontology annotation, molecular function: ubiquitin protein ligase binding. NCBI's taxonomy places the organism in Eukaryota, Metazoa, Arthropoda, Insecta, Hymenoptera, Formicidae. Gene Ontology annotation, biological process: regulation of proteolysis; proteasome-mediated ubiquitin-dependent protein catabolic process. Gene Ontology annotation, cellular component: cytoplasm; nucleus. Bases 492 to 1781 code for a protein of 429 amino acids. The record is from RefSeq and is a predicted model, not a curated record. The transcript is spliced from 8 exons.